UGCACGGCUGAAACAUACUUUAACUCUUUCAUCCAGACUUCUCGAAGCUCCUGAAACUGGUGAUUUCGCAGCUCGGUCAACUGACGAAAGCGACGUCUCGACGCCUCCUUACUGCUGGUCCUGGGCUCAUGCGUCUCAUCCCAACGUAACAAAGAUGCUCUUUGUUGACUGCAACGCUCGCCCAGUAAGGAUCCAUCUUGGCUGGCACACAAAGAAUCGCGGAUCCAGCAGCCAAAGAAGCUCUAGUCUGGGCCUGGAACGGUUAUAGAUCACAGCCGUCGUUGCGUUGUGAAUCUGGUCCCGGGGUCGCUCCUGGUUGAGAAUAUAUUCGCCCUCACCUCGACUCUCUUCAACCUCCAAUACCUGACGGAUCCCAAAUCUGCAAACGUCUUCAUCUCGUCUGUUCUCCAUAAACCUCCCAUAAUAUCAUUGACCACAAUCACGACUACGACUUUCCGAGCUUCCUGCCUACUGCUUGACUCUUUCUCACCAUGAUGAAUGGGGGAGGAAGGGGAGGCAGGCUCCGGUCAAGAGAGCGCGGCGCUGCUGGGCGGCCCAUCACUCGCACGCAGGUGCAGGACUUCAAGAAGCCCGAUCUUCCCCCCUUAAAAGGCGCACCCACCGGGAGACGGCAGUAUGCAUACGGAGCUGCGGAGGAACCGUCCAAUCUCCGCCGCCCCAGCUUGGAUGGCAUGCCAAUCACUCUGCAGGAGGCCAUGGACGGCGUCCUUCGCAGACAGGAACUCCAAGAGGCCAAGGAGGCUGAAGAGCUGAGGCGUUAUGGACAACAGCCGAACCCUCCCAUCACUCAUAGGUAUGACCAGGGGAGAGAAGCCAGCAUGAGCGACGACGCCGCCGAGUCUGGUUCCGACGCUGAGCCAACUCGACAAUCGAGCGCUGCACAAUUCACCGCCAGAGCGGCCUUUGAACAUUCGUUCUUCGAGGAAUCCGAGGACGACGAGGACGUCGAGGAUGAGGAACGAGAACUCACUCCCGGCGAAAGUGAGGAUUCUGACUUGCGGAGUUUCAAUGCCGAGGGUGAUUACUACGGCAAUGCCUCGUUGAGGUCGUCACCAACGCCGCCGCCAGCCCUCAGACAGGUGCCUCUCACCAGAGCGACGAAGCCAUCCCGCCCAUCCUCCUUUCUACCGAGCCAACCUGAGGUUGGGACUGAUCAACAUGACCAGAGUACGCCGAGCCGGCUCAGUGAAGCUCCAACCAGAGCCUGGGGUGCCUUCAAGAGCCUUCUAGGGGGCAGGGGCCAUGCACCCGUCAGCCCACCCGAUUCCGACACGCAGUUGAAUCAGGGGGCCAGCACCGGUAGGCUUCCUGAACAACAUCAGUCUACAGCAAGGUUGCGUGUCCCCAAAUCGUCAUCGACCAUUCUGAGUUCAGCAAACCAGUCGCGACUUGCGGGCCAACGGACACUACUUCCUCAGAAUGAGGGACUCGUUGGCCAUGCGGCUCCAGCUACUGUCCCCUGGCGGACAUUAAUCAAACCCCCCACUCAUACGACAUCUCCGUUCUCAAGCGAUCAUAGCGAGAUGGACGAUGCUAUGCAAGACGACAUUCGAGAGACCGAAGGUCCCGACAGUCGGAUACGCCAAGACAACUGGUGGCGUGUUCUGGCCUCUCUCUGUCCCUGCACCUCUCGGCGGCAGUCUCAGCAACGGGACUGGCAAAAUGGGGAGCUUGGCUCUCCCACAUUUUCGACCCCGGACUCGGACGAGGACUCGGAGCUCGACUCGGCACUCACCGAUGACUCCAUCAACUGGCAACAACUCUUCAACCCGCUCACAUACUUACGGGCUAUCUCUUGGUUCUUUAGUGCCGCCCUGGAAAGUGUCGUCAACCUCUUCUCGGGUCUUUUCACGGAUCCCUUCCGGGACCGGUUGCUACGCAUCGGUGAGGUUCUGUUUUACACUAUCAGUGGCUUUUCAUUCGUUCUGCUCGCCGUCGUAUUAUCCAGCAUUGCCAUCGCCAAUUUGCCCAGCUUCGAAGACGCGCCUUCGGUUUCCGUUCCUUCGGUUCCCGUGCCAAGUUUCCCGGGCUUUGGGGACAUCGCCUCAAAGCUUGGACGCUUCGUUCCAUCCAUUCCCUGGUCCUCACGAAGCGCAUGGGAUGAUUUUCCCGGACUGGACGAGCUGCGAGGCGACCAAUAUGCCGAGUUUCAGGAUCUGAUCAACCAAGUACUGCGGGAUCUCCGUCUGAUGAAGGGCGCUGGCAAGCUCCACGAGUCAUCGAUUGAGAAACUCAAUGCAAUCGUUCCGAAGAUGGUACACAUGACUCUCAAGGACGGGAAACCCGUCGUCACACAGGAAUUUUGGCAUGCGAUCCGCGAUCUCAUUGAGAAGGAUGGCAGCUUCCCUAUGCUACACAAGGGCAGGGGCGGGCGUUACGAACCAUCGGCGGAGAAGCAGUGGAAAGACAUCGCAGCGUGGCUGGCAGGGCGUCCAGAAAUUGCUUCCAAGAUCAGCGAGGCGAACGAUGGGCUGGCCAAGAAGCUGCCGCACAUGUGGGAGGCUUGGGCGACGGACAACCAGCGCAAAGUUGAGCAGACUCUCCGCCCCAUACUGGACAAGAUGAAGAUUAGUGGUUCGCUCUCGGACAAGGACAUCGACAAGCGCCUUGAUCAGCUCAUCAAGAAGCACGUGGGCAGCAACAAGAGCGGCAGCACAAUCGUGACGCGGGACUACUUCUUGCAGUAUCUGCAGAACGAGUUUGCCACUCAUCGAGCGGAGAUGAUGGCCGAAAUCAGUGAGCUGCAGCCCAGGCUAGAACAGCUCAUUCGCGACUCGGUCGAUCUAGCCAAGAAGGAAAAGGACGAAACUUCGAGCAUGACACGGGCAGAGGUUACAAGGCUGGUUGACAGCCUGGUGCGCAAAGCCAUUGCCGAUGCCAACCUGGAGGCCAUGGCCAAGGGCCGGAUCCGCGCGCACUGGGAUUCAGAGCUCAAGAACCAACUCAACUAUUUCGGAGUGGGCGCUGGCGCCAUCAUCGAUCCCUCUCAGACCUCGACGACGUUCAAGCCCGAUGCCAAACAUCUCAACGACAAGGGUCUCAAGGGAGCCCAACCGUACGCACCCAUCGAGGCUCUUCUCCCGUGGCAUGACGAUGGCGACUGUUGGUGCGCCGCUCGCGAGGUCAACAAACGUGGCAACCCGCAUGGCGCGAAGCUGAGCGUCAUCAUGGCCCACUCAAUCAUCCCCCAGCACAUCGUGAUCGAGCAUAUCCUGCCUGGUGCUACGACAAAUCCAGGGGCACGGCCGCGGCAGAUUGAGGUGUACAUUAAAGUCGAAGACAGGGCUGUCAGGGAGCGUCUGCUGGACUUUGCCGCUGCCCACCUUGUGGAAGACGAGGCGGACUGGAACUAUACGCCUGCAGACUUGCCUCCGCAGUUUGUCAAGGUCACGCAGUUCACGUACGAGGGCGCGGAACUCCACGACGGCGUCCACGUUCACCGUCUCAGCAACGAACUGAUGGCCCUCAACGCCGAGACGGACCAGGUGAUUGUUCGCGCCGUGAGCAACUAUGGUGCUCCCAAUCACACGUGUUUUUACCGCAUUCGCCUCUUUGGGCAUAAAGUACCAGAGCUAGGCGAGUAGUGAAAGCAGG
Trichoderma reesei QM6a is the source of this 3615-nucleotide messenger RNA. RefSeq lists its product as uncharacterized. Gene Ontology annotation, molecular function: protein-membrane adaptor activity. The record is from RefSeq and is a predicted model, not a curated record. Gene Ontology annotation, biological process: nuclear envelope organization. Gene Ontology annotation, cellular component: meiotic nuclear membrane microtubule tethering complex; nuclear envelope. The transcript is spliced from 2 exons. The coding region runs from base 492 to 3605 and encodes 1037 amino acids. NCBI's taxonomy places the organism in Eukaryota, Fungi, Ascomycota, Sordariomycetes, Hypocreales, Hypocreaceae.